CACGCACACACACACGCACGUACAGACACCCAGCACUUUUUCCACCACCUCAUUCCCGCCCUACACACACACACACACACACACACACACAACACACACACGCGCGCGUGCACGGGGACUGCGAGGGGAGCCGUGAAUCAAUAGGAAGCGGGUUUCGUGUUUGACUACUGGCAGCCGCGCUGCCUGCGCCCAACUUCAGCCUCCCGCGCCGCUCCCCAUGCCGCGCGCUCCCUCCCGGGUGCAGUAAGGCGCGGGGCCCCGGCGGCGGCGGCGCUCGCUCCCUUCCAGCGCGGCGCUGCCCGUUUCUCCCCUGAAGUUGGCUCCAGCCCUAGCAGCCGCAUUGGAUCCCACAGCGUACUGCGAGACUCCGGUGUACAACCCGGAUCUCUGCCCCAACAUGAUCGCGGCCCAGGCCAAGCUGGUGUACCACCUCAACAAAUACUACAACGAGAAAUGCCAAGCCAGGAAAGCUGCCAUCGCCAAGACGAUCCGCGAGGUCUGCAAAGUGGUGUCGGACGUGCUGAAGGAGGUGGAGGUGCAGGAGCCACGCUUCAUCAGCUCCUUGAACGAGAUGGACAAUCGCUACGAGGGCUUGGAGGUCAUCUCCCCCACGGAGUUCGAGGUCGUGCUCUACCUCAACCAGAUGGGGGUUUUCAACUUCGUGGACGACGGGUCGCUGCCGGGCUGCGCCGUGCUGAAGCUGAGCGACGGGCGCAAGAGGAGCAUGUCCCUCUGGGUGGAGUUCAUCACGGCGUCCGGCUACCUCUCGGCCCGCAAGAUCCGCUCCCGCUUCCAGACGCUGGUGGCCCAAGCCGUGGAUAAGUGCAGCUACAGGGACGUGGUAAAGAUGGUGGCGGACACCAGCGAAGUGAAACUGCGGAUCCGAGACCGAUACGUGGUGCAGAUCACUCCGGCUUUUAAAUGCACGGGGAUCUGGCCGCGCAGUGCUGCCCACUGGCCGCUUCCCCACAUCCCCUGGCCGGGACCCAACCGGGUAGCAGAGGUCAAGGCUGAAGGGUUCAACCUCUUAUCGAAGGAGUGCCACUCGCUGGCCGGCAAGCAGAGCUCCGCCGAGAGCGACGCCUGGGUGCUGCAGUUCGCGGAAGCGGAGAACAGACUGCAGAUGGGCGGCUGCAGAAAGAAAUGCCUCUCUAUCCUCAAAACCUUACGGGACCGUCAUCUGGAGCUGCCGGGCCAGCCCCUGAAUAAUUAUCACAUGAAGACUCUGGUUUCAUACGAGUGUGAAAAGCAUCCCCGGGAAUCGGACUGGGACGAGUCGUGCCUGGGGGAUCGGCUCAACGGGAUUUUACUGCAACUCAUCUCCUGCCUGCAGUGCAGGAGGUGCCCGCACUACUUCUUGCCUAAUUUAGACCUGUUUCAGGGCAAACCUCAUUCCGCCCUGGAAAACGCAGCCAAACAGACGUGGCGACUGGCUAGGGAAAUACUCACCAACCCGAAAAGUUUGGAAAAACUUUAGAGGGGAAUUAAAAUAUGGGCCUAGCCAAUUCCGUCGCCUCCUUUCCUGAUGAAAUUGAAGCUUCCUGUUCGAAAAGGCAAAUACUUCCACUUGACAAUGCAAGUACGAUUCUUUUGCAAAGGAAUAUAGAUCGCUUCGGCUCUCCGCCAAAAGCAAACACAGAUCAGCGAGUGAGGACUCCCGUCUUCAUCACCCUUUUGCAGCCCCUUCCCUUGAAAGCAAAUGUCUGGUAACACCUGGGAAACGGAUCGGCCGCAACUGAACACGAUCGUGACCACUCUGCCCAGAAACAGCACUCCUGGAUUAUAACAAACCCUGGGCUUUUUUAUGUCAUCCCUCUGUGAGUAAACGCUAUUCGGAUCUGCCACCUGAACAAACUCUAAUGUACCUUUUAAUUUGUAUCAGAUAUUGUGAUCUCACAUUGUCUUUGAAAUUGUGGAUGUUGGUGUUUUGUGAUUUGGUGAACAGAAGUUAAAUUGCCAUUUUGGAUACUUCAGGACAUUUUCUGCUAAAGAAGAUACCAUUUAAAAAGGUAGAUUUUAUCACGGUACUUUUGUUAAUUGUCUUUUGAAGUGUCUGAACUUAAAAGUUUACAUUUUUCGUUUCAUAUAUAUUGCUUGUUCUAUUUCUAACAUUCCAUAAAUAUACUUGAAAUGUUAUUUAAAUAUAUUCAAAAGAAAUUUGGAUUCUGCUUAUAUAAUAACGCUUGAAUAUUGGAAUUAUAUAUUUGAAAAAAUGCACUUGAAAUACACUGGAUAAUUACUUUUUGUGAUUUAGAUUUUAAUUUCUGUUGCCGAUUUUAUUUAAUUACAAGCUAAUAAAUGAAGUCAAAUAAA
This is a messenger RNA of Alligator mississippiensis (American alligator), 2313 nucleotides long. It is a transcript of the gene MAB21L1, whose product is annotated as mab-21 like 1. The coding region runs from base 398 to 1477 and encodes 359 amino acids. The transcript has a single exon. NCBI's taxonomy places the organism in Eukaryota, Metazoa, Chordata, Crocodylia, Alligatoridae. The record is from RefSeq and is a predicted model, not a curated record.